Linum trigynum is the source of this 1955-nucleotide messenger RNA. The record is from the annotation of a GenBank genome assembly. NCBI's taxonomy places the organism in Eukaryota, Viridiplantae, Streptophyta, Magnoliopsida, Malpighiales, Linaceae.
UACAUUAUAACCGCUUCUCUAGGUAACGUUUUUAAUUUCCAGAACAAAACGCUUCUGGAAGGCUCGGUUAUAGGCUAACCCUACCACAAAACGCUUAAUAUAAGAGCGUUUAACUGUCGGCAUUACAAACCGCCUCCGCAAGCGGCGGUUUACAAUGUCAGGAAAUAAACCGCCUCCCCAAGCGGCGGUUUACAAUCUCAGGACAUAAACCGCUGCCCCAAGGCGCAGUUUGUGCCUGGUCACCCGACAGCCAACAUGUCGGACAUGUCAGCAUGCAGGAGGUAGGGCUGCAUGGCAGACCUAAAACCGCUCCCCCCCCCCAGCGGUUUUGAUGCAAAAUUUGCCUAUAAAAGGCGGUUCCAGAGAACUCAAUUCUUCACACCUCCUCCUCUUCCUUCUUAAAAUUUCAGCUUUAAAUUAUUUAGUUUUUGCGAUUAACGUUAAUUCGUAAGUUUGUUUCGUAAUUACUUUUCAUUGUCCUUUGUGAUUUUAUGUUAGUAACUUAAUUACUUUCCAUUGUCAUUUGUGAUUUUAUGUUAGUAACUUAAUUACUUUCCAUUGUCAUUUGUGAUUUUAUGUUAGUAACUUAAUUACUUUUCAUUGUCAUUUGUGAUUUUAUGUUAGUAACUUAAUUACUUUUCAUUGUCAUUUGUGAUUUUAUGUUAGUAACUUAAUUACUUUUCAUUGCAGAUGGCAUUCCAAAGGUUCACGCUUGGGUUGCGGUGGAAUGGUUACACGGAAGAGACCGAAAAGGGUGUAAGUUACGUCGGUGGCAAUUUUUAUAAAAUGAAGGUCCGUACGAGACCGAUGCUUGAGGAGCUCCAUCAAAUGUGCACUCAGAUUACCUGCAUGGAUGGCACUAGAAGAGUUGAUCGAAUGGUGUAUCGAUAUCCAAACAGACAUGACGGGUCACUGUGGAAUGAGGAAUUCCUCCUUACCACUCAGGAGGAGGUUGAUGCCAUGGUCCAAUUUUUGACCACCAAUAAAAUUAAGCAAGCUGAGAUGUUCGUUUACACCGAGGUCGUCGAAGGCAGUGUAGGUCAUUCUGGAGAUGGCCAAACAUCUGGUAUCCACGGUGGGAGUGUAUUAUACGAAGAUCAUCCCCACCAGGAUUUCCAAGACUCGAGCUGGAGGCAGGAGUAUCAUCAUGGUACUGGAGGAAGUCAUCAAUCCUUCCCUUCAUAUGAAGAAGAAGCUCAACAGGCGGAUUACAACCAACAAGCAGGCUACCAAAGAAAAAGUUGUUUGGAGGCAGAUCGAACUUAGCCGCAACCAACAAAAAAACUAAUUCUAAGGUUGGGAGGGGAGGGGUUGGGUAGAGAGAAGUUAGAGGGAGAGAGGGGAGUGUGGUGGAUGGUGUGCAGAAAACAGAAGAGGGAGGGGGUUUAUAUAGCCUUCAAACCCCGUGGGGGAGGGUCGGUGGAGUAAUUUCCGCCACCAAAAACCGCGCCUCCAGCACGCGGUUUGCUUUUCCCGACGGUCAAACCGCGCCUCGGGAGAGCGGUUUUCGUUUCCCAACGGUCAAACCGCGCCUCGGGAGAGCGGUUUUCGUUUCCCAACGGUCAAACCGCGCCUCGGGGAAGCGGUUUCUGUGGGCGACACGGAUUGCUGACUUGGCACGCGUUUUAGCCGUCAGAACGCUCCUCCAAUUGGCGGUUUGAUGCACCGCCACGUGGCAACACGGUUUGACAACCAUGCAAGGUCAAACCGCGCCUUGGGGGCGCGUUUUUCUCUAUAAACGCCGCCUGGAGACGCGGUUUCAUUAAAAACCGCUCAUUAAAUGAGCGGUUUUAUAUAAAUGAUGGUAUUUUUGGAAAUUAUUUGGUCUGGGUGGUAUUUUUGUAAUUUUUUUUUAAACGGUGGUAGUUUUGGAUUUUUUCCCAAUAAAUUGCCCCCAGGAACCAUUCGUAUCUGGAUACAUGGUCUUGUAAAGAUAAUGAAGCGAGGUGUCUACA